CUCAGCUGGCAGUGCUGUGAGCAUGUCAAAGAAACACAGGCAAAUGACAAGGUGCAACAGGAAGAUCAAUGAGCACACUAUGUGAGAGCCGAACACUUCAGAGAGAACAACAACUCAAAAGGAUUAUUUUUGGAUAUCUCACGGGAGUCCAUGAAAAGUGGAAUUAAGUUGGACAACUCUAACAUCUCCUUUUGAUUUAGUCAAAGCUCAUGGAGGGAGAGGAUACGCUGAGCACGGAGAACACCUCCCUGUAUAGGAACAAUUCAGCCAGGCUAAACGAUUCCUCUCCGGUGUCUUUCUCUGGCUCAGAGUACAGCGAUGCAGAGGUGGUCUUAAUCAGCAUCGCAAUGGGCAUUCUGGUUCUAGGCAUCGUCUUUGGUAAUGUGCUGGUCAUCAGCGCCAUUGUACGAUUCCAGCGCUUGCAGACUGUCACAAACUACUUCAUCAGCUCCCUGGCGUGUGCUGAUCUAGUCAUGGGUCUUAUGGUGGUGCCCUUUGGCGCGUGCUAUAUUCUACUCAAUACAUGGCACUUUGGAAACUUCUUUUGCGAGUUUUGGACGGCUACGGAUGUAUUGUGUGUGACCGCUAGCAUUGAAACCUUGUGUGUGAUCGCUCUGGACCGGUACAUAGCCAUCAUGUGGCCUCUGCGUUAUCAGUCUAUGCUCACAAAGCGGAAGGCCUGCGGGAUGGUCAUAGGGGUGUGGGCAGUGGCCGCCCUUAUCUCGUUCCUGCCCAUCCACAUGGAGUGGUGGGUGUCAGAUGAACCUGAGGCACUGAGCUGCUUGGAGGAACCCACCUGCUGUGACUUCAACACCAACGCUGCGUACGCCGUGACCUCCUCCAUCAUCUCCUUCUACAUCCCGCUGGUCAUCAUGGCGUUCGUGUACAGCCGGGUCUUCCAAGAGGCCCGGAGGCAGCUUCAGAAAAUUGACCGCAUUGAGGGGCGAAUACGAACACAGAGCUUAAGCACCCAGGAGGGAAAUGAGAUAAAGAACAGGAGGACCAAGUUCUGCAUGAAGGACCACAAAGCUUUAAAGACCUUGGGGAUCAUCAUGGGAACCUUCACCCUGUGUUGGCUGCCAUUUUUUGUGCUUAAUGUGGUGGCAGCCAUCUGGAAGCUGGACAACAUCAUGUUGCCCUUCAGGAUCUUAAAUUGGAUUGGUUACGCCAACUCUGCCUUCAACCCAUUAAUCUACUGCAGGAGUCCUGAGUUUAGAUGUGCUUUUCAAGAAAUCCUGUGCUGGAGACCCUCUCAUCUACCUUCCACAAGGAGUAAAAAGGGAUAUCUAUACAGUGGUCACAGCUGGAAGGUACACACAAAAGCCACCAGACCACGAGAGCCCUCGCCGGCUUGUGAAACAGAAAUUGGUGCUGAAUGUUUGACUGCAGGCACCAAAAAUAAAAAUGGGAAUUAUAAUAAAACUGUGACGUCCAUUUAAGGCACUAAAUGUGUCCAGUUGAAACAGUUUUUGUCUGUGACAAAACAUCAAUUUUAGAUAUUUAAGCCUUUGAACCAAGAUGGUUUGCCUAUAUUUAGACAAUAUUUAAUUAUGAAACUUCAGAACAAACGGAAAUGAAGUACUGCUUUGGGACAAACUGUGUGCAUGAAAUCCAGGACAGAUUUGAAAAGGCAAGACAGUCAGAAAGUCUACCUCUGGAUUACAUUUACUACCUCGAGACACUUUUCACGUCUCAAAAAACCUGUAUUGAUACUUCAUUUGUAAUUCAUUAAUACAUGUCUCAAUUUACAACCGGAACAUGUGGAUUACAGAUCAGAAAGAGCAGUGUCUUAUAGCAGACAGACAUGUUACAUUCCAUUAAGAGCUUGGGCUAGCUGAAAACCAGGGUCUUCAAUAUCUCUAAGACCUCCUCCAGAGAGCCGAAAUAUAACCCUCUGAUGAGGGACAACAGGUGCACAUUGCCGUCUGUGCUAUAACCAGCUGUUCUUGUCAAAAGUGAAGGAGCCAAGCAGUUCUCCAAGCCCUGCACUUCAACCUUCCCCUGUUAACAUUUCCACUGGGAAACCAUUUUAAGGUUACAGUUGAAGCCGUAUCUAUAAAGGGUCAUGUUUAUGAAAGUAAGUAAACAAGUCUACAUUUGCGAGCUGGGUGGCACAGAAUGAUGGCGUAUUUAACACGUCACUACGUGUAAUGAUGGUGCCAAGUUAUUCUCAUUACUAAACAGUAUUUAAAUAUUGAAUCUCAAUGCUAUGUAAGCAUAUUAAUUUCAGGAACACAGCUUAUGGAGCCUAAUUUAUGGGGGUUAUGGUUCCACAACUGUAAUGUUUGUACUGUUUACAGAUUCCUGGGCUAACAGUCCAUUGGACAGACACCCCAAAAUCACAAUUACAAGCUGAUGGUUGUUUCCAUCUGUUUAUAAUAAUAGCUCAGGCAAUGUACUUGAUAACUGGAUGCAUUACUGGAAAAUGUCUGACAUACAAAAAGCUGACAAAUGUACGCUUACGCAAUGGUGUGGUUGAUGUCACUGACAGUGCAGUUGCUCCUAUGCAUAGCAUGCGCUGUGCUCUUUGAGCCCCUUCCUGAGGAUGUGAGCACAAAAUCAGUUGUCAUAAAACAAACUGCAUAAAGCUUAUGUGGCUGCAUAGACCUCAGUCAGGGUAAUGCUAUAUUUAUUUUAGUUUAUUAAUUACAUGAAUGAAAAACUCUGUGAGGCAUAGAAGUACAGUGUGCUCAAAAACCUUUAGUGUUCAUUGUUAGCAUUCUCAUUUUUAGCUUUAAAAAAAAAGCCACUAGAAGACAAAAAUUAUUAGCUAGGAGGUUUUUUACAGGGCAUGAUUUGGUCCUCUUAGCUUUUGUUUUACUCGCAUACAAUUUAUUAUAUUGUCUACCAGGCUAUUCCAGAAGAAAUGAGGUACAGUAGCUAGAGAAGAACUAUGUACAGUAUGUAAUGAUUAAAACUUACAGAUAUUGAAAAUACUUAAUACUUGAAUGAAUUAGCAAGAAAUGUAUACAGUAUUUAUUACACAUUUUUUCAUUUAGUCAAAUUUAAAUGUACAUUAAUAUAUAUGAAGAGUUCAGAUGCAAAAAAAACUCUAAAUGCCGUCAGCAAUUUUCUCCUAAAAUUAGCAUUUUUCUCAGUCUCACGUGUAUAUGUUCAGUUAUUAAACUUAAAAGACAAUGAAAAGAAUUUGUUUGUCACAAUAAAAGUAAAAUUCCUGAGCCCACAUACAAGAGUCGGAGAAAAAUGCUAAUUUUAGAAGAAAAAAAACAAGCGGCAUUUAGAGGUUUUUGCAUCUAAACUCUUCAUAUACAAUUUAUAUAAUCAAUAUUCGUGUAUUUAUUUACGUUUUGAGCUUUUCGUGAGUAUUAAGUAUUUCA
Molecule: messenger RNA, 3338 nt
Organism: Danio aesculapii
Lineage: Eukaryota; Metazoa; Chordata; Actinopteri; Cypriniformes; Danionidae
Gene: adrb2b
Product: adrenoceptor beta 2, surface b
Exons: 2
Coding region: 210-1439 (409 amino acids)
Biological process (GO): adenylate cyclase-activating adrenergic receptor signaling pathway; norepinephrine-epinephrine-mediated vasodilation involved in regulation of systemic arterial blood pressure; negative regulation of smooth muscle contraction
Cellular component (GO): membrane
Molecular function (GO): norepinephrine binding; beta2-adrenergic receptor activity
Source: RefSeq, a predicted model, not a curated record